CACGCACAUAAAUACACAUAUAUAAACUUUCCUCAGACGCCCCAACAGAGAACAGAGAGAGAGAGAGAUUCAACAUCGUUCACCUACUCCUCUCUCUCCUCUCUCUCAUUCUCUCUCUUAAAGGUUUGCCUCCAGAUUUUCCUUCCCCUCGCUGUCGCCGCCUCCUCUGUCGGAUUCCUUUGUCACUUCUCCACCUUCCGGCCCUCUCCAAUUCAUAUUUGUUUUAUUUAUUUAUAUUUCCAGAUUCCCCGUGUAAAAAAAACAUAUAUUUUCAACCCCAUUUAUUAAAAUUCCCGUAUUUACUUCUCAAAAGCUGCAAAAUUGAUGAAUUCAGGCGUUUAGCCCCUUCGAUAAACCAUAGAAGAAGAAGAAGAAGAAGAAAGGUAGCGUCCGACACGGGGUUUGGAUAAUGGGUAAGACAGGGGGGAUUCAGCCAUUCGACGACAGGAACAAAGAUGUCGUUUUCUCUGUUUGCGGGUUGGGGUUUUCUCAGGAGGCGAGUUACCACCCCGGCGGCUUAUUCGCCAGCGUCGGACAGGUCGGCAUGAGCGGCUUCGGCGGGGUAAAUCCGAACCCGCCGAACCCUCGCGGCGGCGGCGAGGACGGCGGCGGAGUUCGGCUUCCGUACGCCGACCUGUACGUGAAGUACGUCGAGGGAAUUCGGACUUUUGGGGCUUCGGAGGAGGAGAGAGUGAAGAAGAGCAAGAAGCAGAACGGCAGCGGCCUCAAAUUGAAGAUUAAGGUGUCGAAUCCUUCGCUGAGGAGGCUGAUAAGCGGCGCGAUCGCCGGCGCGGUGUCGCGGAGCGCGGUGGCGCCGCUGGAGACCAUAAGGACGCACCUGAUGGUCGGGAGCAGUGGGCACUCGACGACGGAGGUUUUCCAUGAAAUUAUGAAGACGGAUGGGUGGAUGGGAUUGUUUAGGGGCAAUUUCGUCAAUGUGAUUCGGGUUGCGCCGAGCAAGGCCAUAGAGCUCUUUGCUUACGACACAGUGAACAAGCACUUAUCACCAAAACCUGGUGAACAGCCCAAACUCCCAAUUCCUGCCUCGUUAGUUGCUGGGGCCUGUGCUGGAGUUAGCUCAACGCUGUGCACAUAUCCCCUUGAGUUAGUCAAGACGCGACUAACCAUACAAAGAGGAGUUUAUAAUGGCCUUCUUGAUGCAUUCUUAAAAAUCGUGAAAGAAGAGGGACCUGCUGAACUCUACAGAGGUCUGGCCCCAAGUAUUGUCGGAGUAAUCCCGUAUGCAGCCACCAAUUAUUUUGCUUACGACACAUUACGGAAAGCUUACCGGAAGUUUUUCAAGCAAGAGAAGAUCGGCAACAUUGAAACACUUCUCAUUGGAUCAGCAGCUGGUGCUAUCUCAAGUAGUGCAACUUUUCCACUCGAGGUUGCUCGCAAACAUAUGCAAGUUGGGGCCUUAAGUGGAAGGCAGGUAUACAAGAAUGUUCUUCAUGCACUUGCAAGCAUACUUGAACAAGAAGGGAUUCAGGGUUUAUAUAGAGGGCUUGGUCCUAGUUGCAUGAAGUUAGUGCCUGCGGCAGGAAUUUCAUUCAUGUGCUACGAGGCGUGCAAGAGGAUCUUGGUGGAGAACGACGAGGAAGCAUAGACGAGGUUUCAUUUGAAAGAGUAAAUUGAAAGUCAUACACUCCUGUGUUCUUGGUAGCAGAGAAGAAAAAAAAUAGAAGGCUUUCGAGAACACGGCUUUUAUUUAUUUUUGCCCUUCUUUUUUUUUUUUUUUUUUUUAUUUAAACUGCUGGAUUUUGUUUGCAACUCAGUUCAGGGAGCCUUGUUUUUGAGGUUAGAACUGGUGUUUUUGAGAGUUUAUUUAAGCGACCCGUUUUUCUUUAAG
Molecule: messenger RNA, 1849 nt
Organism: Morus notabilis
Lineage: Eukaryota; Viridiplantae; Streptophyta; Magnoliopsida; Rosales; Moraceae
Product: adenine nucleotide transporter BT1, chloroplastic/mitochondrial
Exons: 3
Coding region: 410-1606 (398 amino acids)
Biological process (GO): transmembrane transport
Source: RefSeq, a predicted model, not a curated record